AUGUCGAGCGAGAAGAUUGACGCAAUCCGAGAGGAGCUAGCGAUCGUCAGGGCUUCGAUUGAAUCCUUACAAGAAACCGAAAAGGCAUUGACUUCCAGACUACAGUCACUACUGGAUGGAUCGGCGGAUGAAAUCAGUAUUCUGAACGACGAGUUCGAGCCCACACAACCGGCAAGAGUCGACCGGGUGCCCCAGAGGUUCAUUGACUUCACAUCCGAGUUUAAACCCCCGAGCUCGGGUGAGGAAAAAAUACCGUGGACCUGGACGGAAGCUCUGCAUGAGACCAUGAAGAAAAUCUGGGGGAUCGAUCGCUUCAGGUUGAAUCAGGAAGCUGUCUGUAAUGCGGUCUUGUCGAACCGGGAUGUCCUCGUGAUCAUGCCGACCGGCGGAGGUAAAAGUUUGACCUACCAGCUCCCAGCACUUAUAUCAGAAGGAACCACCUUGGUCAUUUCACCUCUCGUCGCACUCAUGGCCGACCAAAACAUGCAUCUCAAAGAGGCGGGUGUCCCAGCAGAAAUGUUGAAUGCUUCGACCACCCGACAAGAUGCUAGCCUAAUCAUGAAACGAUUGCUUCAUUCAGAUGUGGAGCAGAAUAGUCAUUGUCUUGAAGCUCCGUUGGGCCUCCAUCUGGACCCGAUGACUCACUUGUCCAUCCUCCAGGUAACCCCGGAAAAAAUCGCAAAAUCUAAGACAUUUGUCUCCACAUUACAAAAGAUGUAUGGGUCAAAACGACUUUCGCGGGUGAUAAUUGACGAGGCACAUUGCUGUUCAUCAAUGGGCCACGACUUCAGGCCUGAUUACAAACAGCUCUCAAUCCUAAAAACCCUCUUUCCUGAUAUCCCGAUCGUCGCAUUAACCGCUACCUGUCCACCACGCGUCAUGGCUGAUGUACUCAAGAUCCUCAAACUUGGACCAAUCACGAAUGGAGAUAAAGCUAAACCGAAGGGGACAGUCCUCUUCACGCAAAAUCACUCCGGUUCUCAGGGUAUUAUCUACACUCUUUCACAAAAGGAUACCACAACCGUCGCCCAGGGACUAAUUUCACAGAGCAAGGGCCGUAUAACUACCGGGAUAUAUCAUGCUAGUUUAUCGGACUCACAGAAACAUCAAGUCCAUACUUCCUGGAGAGGAGGUUCCACUCAAGUGGUCUGCGCUACGACGGCGUUUGGGAUGGGUAUCGAUGCACCUCAUGUCCGAUUUGUGAUUCACCAUACACUUCCGAAAAGUAUGGAGGGUUACUAUCAGGAAUCCGGACGUGCUGGGCGUGAUGGUCAGGUUUCAGAAUGUUUGCUAUUUUGGAAAACGACUGACCUUCUGAGGUUAUCCGGAAUGGUCGCCUCGGAGGUCGAUGCUAUCCCGAAACUUUACUCCAUGGCCAGAUACGCCACCGAACUGGAACGCUGUCGCAGUCUCCUCUUUGCAGAAUACUUCAACACCUCACACUCGGCUUCAGAUCGCAUCCUUCCAUUCUCCCAGGAACCUUGCGGACAUUGUGACAACUGCAAACGGGCCCCUUCCGAUAUCAAACAUGACGAUUUGACCCUACAGGCUCUCAAGAUCUGUGACGUAGUGGCAUAUGUUACCAAGAUGAGCGCUCGGCUCACCCUGAUUCAAUUGGGAGAUCUGGUGCGCGGAAUUGGCACCCCGAUGUCAACAAUCAUUAAGAAUACUCGAACAAAUAAAGAUUCGGACGAUUUCGGAUCUGAAGUGCCUGCAGAAUUACCGGCACCGGAUUUAAGCGAAAAGCUCUUACUGAAAAAAGAUCAAGUUGAAACGUUGAUACUCCACUUGCUUUUACGGGGUUAUCUACAAGAACAAUUUGUUGCCACUGCCUACACAGUGAAUAGCUACAUUAAACUUGGGUCAAAAGCUCGAGUUCUAAUGUCUGCUCGUGACAUGAUACGUUCUGCCACUGGAAAAAAAUUUCCCAGUCACAUCGAAGUCCUCAUCGCCUCGAGCUCGCCCUCAUCGAACCCUAAAGCGACAACUGCUGCCAAAACCAAAAACAAGGAACUCGGCCCUAAGAAGCGCAAGCUAGCCGAUGACUCUGACUCCAUGAUCGAAUGUUCCAAAGGAAAGAACUCGUUCAAGUUGGUAGGAUCAGAUGGCGAUGAUGAUAGUGGGCAUGAUGAAGAUGUACGUAACCAAUAUGUGCUGCAGGAACUUCAAUCACCAUCCUACUUGGCUGGCAGUCCCACCCCUCACUUUUCCGCUCCUGCAGCAGCCGAUCCUCAAACCUGUCCGCAAAAGUUCAGCCAACCAACGUCCCAAAAAGAGGAUCACGAUGAUUGA
Molecule: messenger RNA, 2292 nt
Organism: Puccinia triticina
Lineage: Eukaryota; Fungi; Basidiomycota; Pucciniomycetes; Pucciniales; Pucciniaceae
Exons: 12
Coding region: 1-2292 (763 amino acids)
Biological process (GO): double-strand break repair via homologous recombination
Cellular component (GO): chromosome; cytoplasm
Molecular function (GO): ATP binding; nucleic acid binding; four-way junction helicase activity
Source: RefSeq, a predicted model, not a curated record